Sabethes cyaneus is the source of this 2022-nucleotide messenger RNA. RefSeq lists its product as uncharacterized. The record is from RefSeq and is a predicted model, not a curated record. Gene Ontology annotation, molecular function: DNA-binding transcription factor activity; cis-regulatory region sequence-specific DNA binding. Lineage: Eukaryota; Metazoa; Arthropoda; Insecta; Diptera; Culicidae. Bases 1 to 2022 code for a protein of 673 amino acids. The transcript has 7 exons. Gene Ontology annotation, cellular component: nucleus. Gene Ontology annotation, biological process: regulation of DNA-templated transcription.
AUGCGAAGAUCUACGCCAACCUUUCCGGUUGCCGUCGGAAGUGGUAGUAUCUGUGCGGUGCUACCGCCGUCCGAUCAUUACGAAUCGGUGGCGAGUGACGCCAAUCGCCAGCUGAAGCGAAAGCAUAGCGAGGAACCGUAUGAAUCCAGCAGCCACUAUCAAACAGCGGGCCAAUCGAUAAACAAAGUUCGCAAGGACGGCGACCCUCUUCACCUACCGGAGGUGGACCACUUUCACGUGUACGGUCAGGCUUUUCACGAGCCUACGAGUGAAUUUCAAGUCGUAGCUGCCAGCGACGGGAACAACAACCAGCAGGACACCCAACAUCAGUUGAGCUACAUUUAUGAAGUGCCUAGUGGAAACAGUGUACCCGUGGUUCCGGUUCCGCACUCGCAGAUCAUGCCGCAGGACAUUACCACAUCCAGUAAUGGGAUUGUUCUGACGGACAUUAGCUCAUCCACCUGGACCAGUACCCAGGAGUUGCUAGAUUUGGACCGCAAGCCGCCGGCACUGACAAUUCAAACCGAUAGUCAUCAUAGUUUCCCGAUUGUUAGUGGCGAUCUUCAUCAUCAUCAUCAUAACCUGCAGCAGCAACAUCAUCAUCAUCAUCAUCAUCACAAUAAUCAUCAUUUGCAUCAUCAAGUUCGGUUCCACGAUCAGCUUAACCCGUACGGAAAUGGUACGCCAAAGUCGCAGGAGCUGACAAUCGUGACAGCCAAUAGCAACAACAACAACAACAACAACAUCAGCAGCAGCAGCGGUAGCACCGGCGGUGCCGGAAUGGACACCAGCACGCACAGGGCACCCCCAUCGGCUACGCCGGAAACCCCGGAGGACAUCGAGGACAAAAACCUGUCGUGGUUGUUCAACUUCAAGCUGGAGGAUUUGCCUCACCUUUCGCCGGAGGCAAAGCGAAAGCAGGGACCGAAAAAUGUGACCAACUCCGGACAAACCGCCACGGUGACCGCUGCCACCUUGGGGUCGGCCCCGGCGCUGCACGUUCCGCUGGUCGAUUCGGAACUGGCUGCACUUGAUCCGGCAGCGAUAGCGACCGCCAUCGAAGAGGACGAUAUGAAUGUGGCCGAGAAUGUGACCAUCGAGAAUAGCACCGUCACCAAAGUCACCAAAAAGCCCCCAUUCACGUAUACUGAACUGAUCGAGUAUGCACUCGAGGACAAGGGCGAACUGACGGUUUCCGGAAUUUACCAGUGGAUUUCAGACCAUUUUCCGUUCUACAAGUCCAACGACGAUCGGUGGAAGAACUCCGUCCGGCACAACCUGUCAAUCAACCCUCACUUUCGCAAGGGCAAUAAAGCGCCGCAAGGUGCCGGUCACCUGUGGACAAUAUCCAGUCGGGAUUCGGAAGCCAAUUUUCUUGCCUGGGAACAUAAACGCCAACGAUUGGAGCUGUUCUUCAAGAUGGAGGCAGCCAACGCCAAAAAUGCUCGCGAGCAACCGCCGGGUUCACCCAGCCAGGAUGAGAUUGCGGCAGCCACCGCCAGCUUAGCGCAGUACGAACCGCACUCACCCGAGCAACGAUCGGCUUCGGAGUCCAUUGACUUCCGCAACCCGCAACCGGGCACGUCCAGCCAGCAUCACCCACAACUGGGCCAACCGCAGCCACCGUACGCCAACGUUGCGAACAAUCAAUUCGAAGUGGUCCAGGGUGACGAGCUGAAACGGUCCGCCGGUGAGAUCCUGAACGGGAUUCGUCGAAACGUGGAAGUUCAAAUUGUGCAUCCGAUCAAUUCGAACAAUUUUCAGGCCUACGCCCUGCUGGAUUCAGAUUACUACCUGGCGGACUAUCUGAACCCGGUUUCGAAGGAGGAAAUAGUGCAGGAGUGUGGCCUGCGGUCGGCUUCCGGGCACCGCACGGAUGCGGCUCCCGGGGCGGACUACUACAUCACAACCAUCGAUCCGAUCGAGCUCGGCAUCAACAUGAGCUCCGGCCAGGAUGAGGAUCAGAUUCUCUUCGAGGAUGACUUUAAUCUCAACUACUUCGGUAAUAAUAUUAUGACUUGA